This is a messenger RNA of Dioscorea cayenensis subsp. rotundata (Guinea yam), 1963 nucleotides long. RefSeq names its product cystathionine beta-lyase, chloroplastic. Gene Ontology annotation, biological process: 'de novo' L-methionine biosynthetic process; transsulfuration. Lineage: Eukaryota; Viridiplantae; Streptophyta; Magnoliopsida; Dioscoreales; Dioscoreaceae. Gene Ontology annotation, molecular function: pyridoxal phosphate binding. The transcript is spliced from 13 exons. The record is from RefSeq and is a predicted model, not a curated record. The coding region runs from base 65 to 1597 and encodes 510 amino acids. Gene Ontology annotation, cellular component: cytoplasm.
CAAACCCUAAUUCUCAAACCAUCUUCUUCUCUUUUGCUCUCUUUCUCUCUAAUGGAGACUUUCCAUGAUUAACCAACAAGCACGGCUCACCAAGCCGGACCUAUUUCCGGUCCGAACCGGCGCCGGUUCACUUAACUCGACCAAGCUUAUCUACAGCUCAAACCGAGUUGGGUUUUGUACAACCACUUUCAAGCGGAGGUGCGCCGGUGUUAAGGCUAUACGAUCAGAGAUUGUCGUUGAUGAGAAACAAUCCCCGCCGUCCAUCUCUCAACCGGGGUUCAAGCGAUCCUUAAAUGGCAACCAGAGGUUAGGGCUUUGGAGGAAGGGAAGAAUUAGGAUGCCUUUUGUGUGCAUUAGAGCAAGGGGAAAUGAUUUGACAGGCGCGACCUCGGUGAAGGAGAUUGCUAAUGGAUUGGAGGAGCCAUCCAUUGAAUCCGAUUUGGAGGAGAGGGAGCCCAGUGUUGCCACGAUUUUGGCCAAUUUUACUAAUGAUUUUGAUCCUUAUCUUGCUACCAGUACUCCGUUGUACCAAACUGCCACGUUUAAGCAGCUUUCAGCCACAGAGUUUGGUUCGUAUGACUAUACUAGAAGUGGCAAUCCAACCCGGGAUGUGCUACAAAGUCUUAUAGCCAAACUUGAGAAGGCUGAUUCUGCGUUUUGCUUCACUAGUGGAAUGGCUGCCUUGGACAUUGUCACAGACAUUCUUAAAUCUGGUCAAGAAAUCGUAGCAGGAAAUAACCUAUAUGGUGGGUCUGACCGCUUGCUGUCAAAAGUGGUUCCAAAUAAAGGGAUUGUGGUGACACGAGUUAAAACUAGUGAUUUGAAUGCUGUGGCAUCAGCAAUUGGUCCUCGUACAAGGCUUGUUUGGUUGGAGAGCCCAACGAAUCCUUUCUUACAAAUCGCAGACAUAAGGAAAAUAUCAGAAAUAGCGCACUCGCAUGGUGCUCUUGUAUUGGUGGAUAACAGUAUUUUGUCUCCAGUUCUGUGUCAGCCUUUGAAGCUUGGAGCAGACAUUGUCAUGACCUCAGCUACCAAAUUUAUAUCUGGCCACAGUGAUGUUAUGGCAGGAAUUCUUGCAGUAAAGGAAAAAAGUUUGGCAGAACAGAUAGCGUUUCUACAAAAUGCGGAAGGCUCUGCAUUAGCACCAUUCGACUGUUGGCUCUUACUACGAGGUAUCAGGACAAUGGCUUUGCGCCUAGAAAAGCAACAGGCAAGUGCACAGAAGAUAGCUGAAUUCUUAUCAUCUCACCCAAGGGUGACGCGAGUGAACUAUCCCGGACUUCCUUCUCACCCUGGGCACAAAUUACACUUUUCUCAGGCAACAGGUGCUGGUUCUAUACUCAGUUUUUUUACUGGGUCAGAUGCUCUCUCCAAGCAUAUAGCUGAGAAGACAAAAUACUUCAGCAUCACUGUCAGUUUUGGAGGCGUGAACUCACUUAUUAGCUUGCCAUACUUCAUGUCCCACGCGAGCAUUCAUCCUGAAAAGCUGGAGGCCCAGGGCUUGACCAAAGACCUUGUUCGAAUCUCUGUCGGCAUUGAGGAUGUAGAUGAUUUGCUUGCAGCUUUAGACUAUUCUAUUACAAAUGGACCAAAGUAGUAUUUGAAUACAACCCAGUCUUUUAUCUGUCAGCAAUGUGGGAAAGCGUUUUUGAUGUGACAAGCUGCUAUUCAUCUAUUCCUGCACUUAUAUGCUAAAUAAAUUGCUGCCAUGUUACAUUGUUAUCCUGCAUACUAGAUGGUUUUUAUCAGGGUUGAACCAGUCGGUUUUAAGACCUAUACGGAUUUAGACAAACCUGGGAUUGAACAGGUGACCAGCCGGUCGGACAGGUGGUUCUGGGUCCAGGUUAUUUUUGUUUAAUUCAACAAAGAGUUGAUUAACUUAUUUAUUAUGAGUGAUAAAUUGGUUUCAAAUAUUUAUAGCUCAGUUGGUUAGAGCACCUCACAUAAGUCAGGGGUGGUUUGA